Messenger RNA from Prunus armeniaca (apricot), 474 nucleotides. Lineage: Eukaryota; Viridiplantae; Streptophyta; Magnoliopsida; Rosales; Rosaceae. The record is from the annotation of a GenBank genome assembly.
AUGGUACCGCAAGCUGCUGAAGAUUAUAUCAUAAAGUGUCUUAAGAAAGAUAGAGAGACCAUCUACAGGUUUUGGAAGCCUGAUAAGAAGUGUGUUCUAAACUUUAGCGUUGAGGAUACUAGGUUAGCUCUGAGGAAAUUUGUGUCUUCUAACCCAUCUACAGAUUCAGAUAUCAAACCAGAUUGUUCUUUUGCAUCGACUGUCUAUGGUGGUCCUGCUGGGAUAUUGGCACAAUUGUUGGAACUGAAGUCAUGGUCUGAGGAGCAGACCAUUUUCCAUUUCUAUUCUUGUUCAGUGCUGAUGGUGUAUGAGAAGGAGUCAAUACUGCAAGGGAGGAAUUCAGGUGCUGAAAUCAAACUCAUCGAUUUCGCGCAUGUCAUCCAAGGCAAAGGUGUUAUUGACCAUAAUUUUUUGGGUGGGCUCUGCUCCUUGAUAAAAUUGAUCUCAGAUAUUGUCACCAGUCCUAGUGCCUGA